Messenger RNA from Sclerotinia trifoliorum, 1497 nucleotides. Lineage: Eukaryota; Fungi; Ascomycota; Leotiomycetes; Helotiales; Sclerotiniaceae. The record is from the annotation of a GenBank genome assembly.
UACAGUAGAUUGAUGCGGGGAAGACUCCGUCGUAGAAAUCUAUAAAGCCCCUUCGUUCGCUGCUUGAAGUCAACUCGACCAGAAGCACACCAAUAACACAGUGACAUAUCCACAUCACAAUCAUCUUCAACAACAUCAACAUCAACUCUUACCACUACUUCCUUCUCGACUUAUCACAAUGGCUCCCAUCAUGGAUGCACUCCCAAUCGUCGAGGACAAGCCUACUGCCGCUGUCACUGACUUCUCGGUAUGCAAGAUUCCUCAAAGUGAUUGCUCAUAGCUAAUCGAGAUAUCCAGGUCUCAAGCCCCCAAGAUGGAGCUGUUGUUGCGCCACCCACCACAGUCUACCAAACCGGUGCCACCAAGUUGAAGAACAUGCUCAGGGACUCGAAUGAGUUGAUUGUCUGCCCUGGUGUCUAUGAUGGGAUCUCAACCCGAGUUGCCCUUCAAGUUGGCUUCCCAGCCCUUUACAUGGUACGUUCUAGAUUCCUUGGGAGGACUAACUACCCGAUAGAAGAACACUAUGCUAACAUGUAGUGAUAGACCGGAGCAGGCACUACUGCUUCCCGCCUGGGAAUGGCAGAUCUCGGCAUUGCUCAUCUUUCCGACAUGAAGGACCAUGCUGAGAUGAUUGCAAACCUUGAUCCUUUCGGACCACCCUUGAUUGCCGAUAUGGACACCGGAUACGGUGGUAAGUAAAAUCGCAGACGAAAAAAUCAAAGAAAGCGCUGACAUUUCUCUUCAACUUGUAGGACCUCUCAUUGUUGACAAAGCCGUCAAGGCCUACAUCAGAGCUGGUGUCGCUGGGUUCCACAUCGAAGAUCAAAUUCAAAACAAGCGUUGUGGUCAUCUUGCAGGCAAGAAGGUUGUCCCUGAAGAAGAGUACUACAUGAGAAUUCGUGCCGCCAAAGGUGCCAAAGAUGCCAUGAAAUCCGAUAUCGUGUUGAUUGCACGCACAGAUGCGCUACAACAACUUGGUUACGAUGAGUGCGUCAAACGUUUGAAGGUUGCUCGAGAGCUUGGUGCAGAUGUUGGCUUGCUCGAGGGUUACACUUCAAAGGAGAUGGCUGCAAAGACUGUCAAGGAGUUCGCCCCAUGGCCAAUACUCUUGAACAUGGUUGAGAACGGCGCUACUCCCAUUAUCACCACCAAGGAGGCACAAGAGAUGGGAUUCCGUAUCAUGAUCUUCUCCUUUGCUGCUCUCGCCCCAGCUAUGUUGGCUAUUCAAGAGACUUUCGUGCGAUUGAAGAAUGAGGGUGUUGUAGGAACUCCAAAGAAUGUUACACCAAGGGCCUUGUUUGAGGUAUGCGGUUUGCAAGAGAGUAUUGUCAUUGAUACUGCGGCUGGUGGUGGGGCUUUCGCUGAUGGUGUUUAAAUUACAUUUGGGUUUUCAGUUUCUCUAGUUUGUUAGGUUAUCAUCUAGUAACUGGUUGGUUCUAGAUAUGGUGCAAGUAUAUUAGGUAUUGGACUUCCAUCGAAGUAGAAUUUGUUUAUAGG